Cooperia oncophora is the source of this 234-nucleotide messenger RNA. The record is from the annotation of a GenBank genome assembly. NCBI's taxonomy places the organism in Eukaryota, Metazoa, Nematoda, Chromadorea, Rhabditida, Trichostrongylidae.
AUGCAUGAUCCUUAUUUUAUUGUUUUAGGUCGACGUCGUUACGAUCGCAAACAGGCUGGCUUUGGUGGUCAAACCAAGCCUAUCUUCAGGAAGAAGGCCAAGACGACGAAGAAAAUUGUGCUUCGUAUGGAAUGUACCGAAUGUAAACAUAAGAAGCAGUUGCCAAUCAAGCGAUGCAAGCACUUCGAGUUGGGAGGACAAAAGAAGGCACGUGGACAAGUCAUUCAGUUCUAA